This is a messenger RNA of Cryptomeria japonica (Japanese cedar), 498 nucleotides long. RefSeq lists its product as uncharacterized. The coding region runs from base 1 to 498 and encodes 165 amino acids. The record is from RefSeq and is a predicted model, not a curated record. Lineage: Eukaryota; Viridiplantae; Streptophyta; Pinopsida; Cupressales; Cupressaceae. The transcript has 4 exons.
AUGGAGAAAUGGGAGGCUCAGGAAGGUUACAGGGACCACGACGGCGAGCGGGGGAAAAUUACAGUGACUGCGAAGGUGGUAUCAGAGGAGUACACGCAGUACCCAGUGGCGCAUCCAAUUCUACGGAUAUCUGAUCUAGUAGAGCCGGUGCUCGAGUUUGAGGAUGAGAGGGGACGGAGAUGGAGGAGGGGAGGAGGUCGAGGACUGAUAGCAGAUAUUGCUAUAGAUUCUGAUAUAGUUGUUAUUGGUAAUGGUGCUAUUGAUGUUAUUGCUGCUGCUGAUGGGAUUAUGAGUUUGCUUGGUGAGAUGAUUGGCUUUGUAGAUGGUUGUGUUGGGAUUUUGAGCCUCAGUGGGGCAGAGUUUGGCUAUGAUGUAGGCAGGGUGAAAGGUCUCCCUCUAUUUCAGAGGGUAUGUGAUGAUAAAACGACAAUCAGUAAGGUCAUUGAAGAAGCAGGGAUUCCUCAUUCCUUUGUUUCUGCCAACUGUUUUGGGGCUUAG